GUUUUUCUACAUUCCUUACUUAUACAUGCACAAUCAAAUAUCAGGUCUGCAACAACUGUUUGCUCAAAAAUAUGGAAAGUGUAAAGAUCGGUGCUGGUUCACGUUGUUACAGUACGAAAGUUUGUAAACACUGCCACAUACUUUGGCAACGUGAUAUAAAUGCUUCAAAGAAUAUGAUGACUAUUGCCACUUCAGUUUGGGCAGGUCAUGGAAGACCCUCACAGUUUACCCCACAGAAUCGCCGUAGCGAAGACGGUGCUGUCGGUUCCUCGAACCAGGCGGCUUAAAGAUACUUACGCGUUUAGUAGAUACAGUUGUUUAACUGCGGGUUUAGACGAAGCUUAAAAAUAACUGGACGAAAUGAACAAAAGUUUGAGACGAUUGAGUUAGAGUUUGAAGAUAGAACUACACU
This is a messenger RNA of Mycotypha africana, 412 nucleotides long. RefSeq lists its product as uncharacterized. NCBI's taxonomy places the organism in Eukaryota, Fungi, Mucoromycota, Mucoromycetes, Mucorales, Mycotyphaceae. The transcript has 2 exons. Bases 72 to 287 code for a protein of 71 amino acids. The record is from RefSeq and is a predicted model, not a curated record.